Molecule: messenger RNA, 2185 nt
Organism: Sodiomyces alkalinus F11
Lineage: Eukaryota; Fungi; Ascomycota; Sordariomycetes; Glomerellales; Plectosphaerellaceae
Exons: 3
Coding region: 90-2048 (652 amino acids)
Cellular component (GO): cell septum; cell periphery
Molecular function (GO): chitin synthase activity
Source: RefSeq, a predicted model, not a curated record
CUCGGCCGGUUCUCCCAUCUGGCGGUCUUGCUAGCUCUGCCUUUCUCUGAGACGAGGCUCUCCCCCCUUCGUCUGUUCCCCGUGAGAAGAUGGCGGCUGGAUCCAGCCCAGUCAUGCCCCCAGUCCGAGUCCCUCCGCCGGUGCCUGUCGAGGCAGCCGGAAGCAGCACACACACGUCCAUGCAUCGGAGUCGACGAAGUCAAUCAAACCAUCGACACAGUGGUCACCAGUCUUCUGCAUCGUCUAUAGCGCAUGGAUUCCGUGCAGAGGAUCUGCCCCUCGGAACCCGAACGCCGCAGUCCGGCCAUGCAUCAUGGCUUUCACGGGGCAACGAUUCGAGCGCAUCGUUCCAGUCGUCCGUUCAGAUGGAAGAAGCGAAGCCGCGAUGGGACUCGGAUAGUGAGCUCAAACAGGUGUCCAAGUCGCUUCUUCGCCUCCAGAAAUGGGCUCUUCUCGUCGGCCUCUGCAUCAUCAACGGCGUCCUGAUCUGGGUGUCCGUAACGUACCACGAGGCAUGGGUCCUCUUCAUCAUCCUGCUCAGCUCCAACACCAUAUUGCAGUUCCUCAUGAUCCUGUGCAUCAUCGCCCACUUCCUGGUCACGCGGGUCUUCUGCUUCUACUUUUUCCGGAAAGAGCACAAACCAGAACACCCCGAACGCAUGGUGAUGCUCCUCCCCUGCUACAACGAGACCUUGUCGGAGCUCACCCGGUCCCUCGACUCGCUCAUCGCGCAGAAGAACAUCGACGACCACCCGCGCCUCAUCUUCAUCAUCGUCGACGGCAACGUCAAGGGCCCCGGGAUGGACAAGACGACGCAGCAGUACCUCCUGGAAGACAUCCUCGAGCCCGGCCCGUCGCGCGUCUUCGAAAACGGCUACCGCGCGCGCGACGGGCUGUUCAUGCCGACCAAGAUCCAGACGGGCUUCCACAGGGGCAUCCCCUACGUCUUCGUCGGCAAGAAGUACAACCAGGGCAAGCGGGACAGCCUGUGCUUCGCGCGCUCGUUCAUGUACCACUACCAGAUGCGGUCCACCAACGUGGUGACCAUGUUCAGCAACGACCUCUUCGAGCACAUCGGCAACGUGUUCAUGCAGAGCGGGCUCGAGCACGUCGAGUACCUGGUGGGCAUGGACGCCGACACCGUCUUCGACGACUACUGCGUCUGGGAGAUGGUCCGCGAGAUCCGCAAGAACCCCAAGCUGGUGGGCGUCUGCGGCCACGUCUGCGUCGACUACGACGGCCGCAACUGGGGGCUCUGGUCGCUGUACCAGUCGGUCGAGUACUCGCAGACGCAGGGCCUGCGGCGCAUGUUCCAGUCGCGCGUCACGGGCAAAGUGAACUGCCUGCCCGGCUGCUGCCAGCUCAUCAAGGUGGACAAGUCGACGUUCGGCGACGAGGUGCUCCGCGAGCGCUUCGGCUACUGCCCCAAGCCGAACGACCUGAUGACGCUGCACAUCAUGGGCAACUACUCGGAGGACUCGAUCCACGCGAGCAUCAUCUUUAGCCUGUUCCCCAAGCGGCAGACGGCCCAGGCCCUGCGCGCCAAGGCCUACACCGUCGUGCCGCAGAGCUGGAACGUGUUCCUGUCGCAGCGGAAGCGAUGGGCCCUCGGCGCCAUCUCGAACGAGUUUGUCAUGAUUUUCCGGCCCGGUAUCAUCCCCGUCGAGCGUCUCCAGUCGGUCAUUACCGUCAUCACCUGGGCCAUCACGCCGUUUAUCAUGUCGGCUCUGGUCCAGCUCGUCAUCAUCCUCGUGCGACGUGGCGAGGACCUGAGAAAUGACAUUGCCUUUUUGACCCUGAUUUCCAUUCUCGCCUUUCGAUAUCUCUACUCCUUCUGCAUCGGGUUCUGGCUCCCACGGUCUCUGCUAGAAAAAGCACAAUACUUCAUCGGCUACUUCUUCCACCUUGUGACAUCCCCCUUCAUCAACAUGGUCAUCUUGGCCUACUCCCUCUUCAACUCGGACGACUUCAAAUGGGGCAAGACGCGCGAAGUCGUGUCACCCGAUGGCGAGGAGGGCGACGGCGUCGGCGGUCGGAAUACGUUUUAGAAGACCUCACCCGAAGGUUAUCGGCCGCCCGAGAGACGAUACCCAGUCAACAUCUGCCUCUCACCUUUACAUAUCAUACAUUCCAUUCUUACUUUCUUUCGUUAUAGUUAUUUUCUACCUAACAUGAAUCUCGACAU